Messenger RNA from Ornithorhynchus anatinus (platypus), 1949 nucleotides. It is a transcript of the gene PINK1, whose product is annotated as PTEN induced kinase 1. Gene Ontology annotation, molecular function: protein serine/threonine kinase activity; ATP binding. Gene Ontology annotation, cellular component: mitochondrion. NCBI's taxonomy places the organism in Eukaryota, Metazoa, Chordata, Mammalia, Monotremata, Ornithorhynchidae. Gene Ontology annotation, biological process: regulation of apoptotic process; protein phosphorylation; autophagy of mitochondrion. The record is from RefSeq and is a predicted model, not a curated record. Bases 42 to 1718 code for a protein of 558 amino acids. The transcript is spliced from 8 exons.
CGGCGCGGCCCGAGGCGAGGGGGCCUGAGGGGGAGGCGGCCAUGGCGGUCCGUCAGGCGCUGAGCCGCGGGCUCCAACUGGGCCGGGCGCUGCUGCUGCGCCUCGCCGGCCGGCCGGGACCCCCCGCCGUCCGCCCGCCGCCCGUCCGCCGCCCGCCGCCCGCCGGCCCGGGGCUGUUGGGUGCGGUGGUGAGGGGGCUGUGGGCGCGGGGCUGCGGGGCCUGCUGCGGCGGCCGCCUCCUCGGCCCGGCCCGGGCCCUCGGCCUGUCCUUGUCGCUGUCGCUGGGGGGGACCCUGGGCCUGGUGGAGGAGCGGCAGGCGGAGGCCCGGAGGGCGGUCUCGGCCUGUCGGGACAUCCAGGCGAUUUUUUCCCAGAAAGACAAACUGCUUCCUGAACCCCUGGCUGCGAGCCGCUGGCGGGGAUUCCAGCUGGAGGAAUACCUCAUCGGGCAGCCGAUUGGCAAAGGCUGCAGCGCUGCCGUGUACGAGGCGACCAUUCCCGUCCCAUCCCGGGGGCCGGCCGGGACCCGGGGAGAUGCAGAUGUCAUCCCGCCCGCGGGAAAUCCGGAGUCCGUGGAAACAACUCAGCCCAGGCCCUCCUUUCCCUUAGCCAUCAAGAUGAUGUGGAACAUCUCGGCGGGCUCCUCCAGCGAAGCCAUCCUCAGCACCAUGAGCCAGGAGCUGGUGCCGGCCAGUCGCGUCGCCCUGUCCGGGGAGUACGGGGCUUUCGCCCACAGGAAGCCCUUGGGCGGCCCCAAGCGACUGACUCCCCACCCCAACGUCAUCCGGGUCCUGCGGGCCUUCACCUCGGCCGUGCCCCUGCUGCCCGGCGCCCUGGCCGACUACCCUGAUGUGCUCCCCCCGCGCCUGCAUCCCUCCGGCCUGGGCCACGCCCGCACCCUCUUCCUCGUCAUGAAGAACUAUCCCUGUACUCUGCGUCAGUACCUGCAGGCGAGCACCCCGAACCCCCGCCUCAGCACACUGAUGAUCUUGCAGUUACUGGAAGGUGUCGAUCACUUGGUUCAGCAGGGCAUAGCGCACAGGGACUUAAAAUCUGACAACAUCCUGGUGGAAUUUGAUUCAGCUGGCUGUCCCAGGCUGGUGAUCACAGAUUUCGGUUGCUGCCUGGCUGAUGAGAACGUCGGCCUGCAGUUACCUUUCACCAGCUGGUAUGUGGAUCGGGGAGGAAACGGCUGUCUGAUGGCUCCCGAGGUGUCCACGGCCCGCCCCGGCCCCGGGGUCGUGAUCGACUACAGCAAAGCCGACGCCUGGGCCGUGGGCGCGAUGGCCUAUGAGAUCGUCGGGCUCCCCAAUCCCUUCUACGGCCAAGGGCCGGCCCACCUGGAAAGCUGCAGUUACCGCGAGACUCAGCUGCCCGCCCUCCCGGAGGCGGUGCCCUUGGAUGUGAGGCAGCUGGUAAGAUCCCUGCUCCAGCGAGAACCCGGCAAGAGACCGUCGGCUCGUGUGGCGGCUAACGUGCUCCACCUGAGCCUCUGGGGGCAGAGCCUUCUAGCCCCCGAGAAGUUGAAGGCGGACGAGGUGAUCGGCUGGCUCCUCCGCCACUCGGCGGCCACCAUGCUGACCCCGACCCAGGAGGGCUGCAUGGAAACCAAAAUGAAGCAGUGCUUCCUGGCCAACCUGGAUUACGAGGCCCUGUGUCAGGCGGCCUUCCUGCUGUGCUCGUGGAGAGGGGCUUCGCACGCCCUGGCCCCCGCCUAGCCACCGCUCCUCGGAACCGGGAGGGGAACCCGUCACCCGAAGGUUUGGGAUACGCUCACGUUCUUCGGGUUAGAAGCUCAGCCCUUCACCCUUGGCAAAGAUCUCAUUCCAGCACCGUUGCCAAAACCUUUCAUAAUCGUGCUUCCUUUGCACUAUAAAUCUCUCGGCGUGUUUAGUGAACUAAUCCUUCGGUUCCCUCCCUGGGCUCAAUUUAAAGCCGCUCAACCUAAA